Molecule: messenger RNA, 633 nt
Organism: Lethenteron reissneri (Far Eastern brook lamprey)
Lineage: Eukaryota; Metazoa; Chordata; Hyperoartia; Petromyzontiformes; Petromyzontidae
Source: RefSeq, a predicted model, not a curated record
AGCAGCAGCAGCUGCAGCCCUAGCAGCAGCAGCAGCAGCUGCAGCUACAGCCCUAGCAGCAGCAGCAGCUGCAGCUACAGCCCUAGCAGCAGCAGCAGCAGCAGCUGCAGCUACAGCCCUAGCAGCAGCAGCAGCAGCUGCAGCUACAGCCCUAGCAGCAGCAGCAGCAGCUGCAGCUACAGCCCUAGCAGCAGCAGCAGCAGCAGCUGCAGCUACAGCCCUAGCAGCAGCAGCAGCUACAGCUACAGCCCUAGCAGCAGCAGCAGCAGCAGCAGCUGCAGCUUCAGCCCGAGCAGCAGCAGCAGCAGCAGCUGCAGCCCUAGCAGCAGCAGCAGCAGCUGCAGCUACAGCCCUAGCAGCAGCAGCAGCAGCAGCAGCUGCACUAGCAGCAGCAGCAGCUGCAGCUACAGCCCUAGCAGCAGCAGCUGCAGCUACAGCCCUAGCAGCAGCAGCAGCAGCAGCUGCAGCUACAGCCCUAGCAGCAGCAGCAGCAGCAGCUGCAGCCCUAGCAGCAGCAGCAGCAGCUGCAGCCCUAGCAGCAGCAGCAGCAGCUGCAGCUACAGCCCUAGCAGCAGCAGCAGCUGCAGCCCUAGCAGCAGCAGCAGCAGCUGCAGCUACAGCCCUGCAGCCUGA